Molecule: messenger RNA, 2839 nt
Organism: Acanthochromis polyacanthus (spiny chromis)
Lineage: Eukaryota; Metazoa; Chordata; Actinopteri; Pomacentridae
Gene: metap1
Product: methionyl aminopeptidase 1
Exons: 11
Coding region: 48-1211 (387 amino acids)
Biological process (GO): proteolysis
Molecular function (GO): metalloaminopeptidase activity
Source: RefSeq, a predicted model, not a curated record
CUGGCCGGCUGCUUGUCGCCGACUCCACCCCUCCUGCAGACGAAGGCAUGGCGAGCACCGAAGCUAGAAGGGAGUGUGAGACAGAGGGCUGCAGUAAGGACGCCAAACUUCAGUGUCCCACAUGUAUCAAGCUUGGUAUUCAAGGCUCCUAUUUCUGUUCACAGGAAUGUUUCAAAGGAAGCUGGGCGUCUCACAAGCUGCUGCACAAAAAAGCCAAGGAAGACAAGAACCAGAAUGAGUCUAAGAACUGUGUGGAAAGAGACAUCAACACAGACCCAUGGUCUGGCUACCGCUACACAGGAAAACUACGCCCUCACUACCCACUGACUCCAAUGAGGCCUGUGCCUGGUGACAUCCACAGACCCGACUAUGCUGAUCAUCCCAGAGGGAUGUCUGAGUCUGAGCAGGUUUUGAAGGGAACAUCGCAGAUCAAGAUCCUAUCCCCUGAGGACAUUGAAGGCAUGAGGGUCGUGUGCAAACUGGCACGAGAAGUCCUGGACAUUGCAGCUGUGAUGGUGAAACCGGGUGUAACAACAGAGGAAAUUGACCACGCUGUGCAUCUGGCCUGUACAGCAAGGAACUGCUAUCCCUCCCCUCUCAACUACUACAACUUCCCCAAAUCCUGCUGCACAUCUGUUAAUGAAGUCAUCUGUCAUGGCAUACCGGACAGAAGACCACUGCAAGAAGGAGAUAUCCUCAAUGUGGACAUUACCGUCUACCACAACGGUUUCCAUGGUGACCUCAACGAAACCUUCUUUGUCGGAGAGGUGGAAGAAGGAGCAAAGAAACUGGUUCAGACUACAUAUGAAUGCCUUAUGCAAGCCAUUGACUCUGUGAAACCUGGAAUUCGAUACAGAGAGUUAGGUAAUAUCAUCCAGAAGCAUGCUCAGGCCAAUGGUUUCUCUGUGGUGCGAAGCUACUGUGGCCACGGCAUCCACAGACUUUUCCACACCGCUCCCAAUGUGCCACAUUAUGCCAAAAAUAAAGCAGUUGGAGUUAUGAAGCCUGGCCAUGUAUUCACCAUUGAGCCCAUGAUAUGUGAAGGUGGCUGGCAAGACGAGACGUGGCCUGACGGCUGGACGGCAGUGACCAGAGACGGGAAGCGCUCGGCUCAGUUCGAACACACUCUGUUGGUGACGGAGACCGGCUGCGAGAUCCUCACCCGCCGCCUGGAGGACAACGGACGCGCUCAUUUCCUGAGCCAAAUGUAGGCCGGAGCGGAACGCAGCAAGGACUGGACUUUUCCAGACACCCAGCAACUCUGGGUCUCACACACAAAAACACACUCAAAACACGCAUCUCAAAUCAAGAGGCACCACUCCUCGAACUCAGCAUGAGUGCAGCUCUCAUGGUUUUUGAAUUAAAUAUCGGUUCCUCAAUCUAAAUGGAAGUACUUGAAUGUGUCUUAUAACAAAUGUGGAUUGCUUUAUUAGUGAAAACUGUAUCCUCUGGAGGAAAUAUAACAAAGUAUUUAUGAGAUUUGGUGUCACUUAGUGGGCUGGCUUGCCAUUGGGCCUGUUUUAAACUCUGGCUCACCCAGAGCUUUCACUGGCUUACUAGUUGUUGUCUAUGGUCUGGUGGAGCUCAGGGCAAAUUCAACUAGUACGCCAUGCUUCGCUUCUUUUCUUUCGGCCUCUGCUAACACAGUCACAUCUUUUGAAUUUACCAGAGAUGGAUUGAAAAGAAUCAGCAAUACUAGAGGCACACCAAAUAGUAACUCAAAAAAUUUAAGCAGAAGAACAAGUUCAUAGUUCUUAAGUUCUUAAUUCAAGUUUGCAAAUAAAGCAUGCUCAGGCAGCCAUAUUGGAUCUUGGAUCUUCAGUGCCGAUGCAACAGAAGCAGAAUUCAGUUAAUUUUCUAAAGAUUUUAACUGGCAAUAGGUCUUUUCUUUGCUUGCCAAGAGUGACAUUAGAGAAUUGAUCCCUCUCUCAUAUCUGUUUGUUAUAUGUGAAGCGACAGAGCUUAGUCUGGCUUAAAAUGAAGGAAGCAGGGGAAGGCAGCCAGCCUGGCUCUUGCCAAAGUUCAGAAAUUAUUAUAUCUGCACCUUUGACACUCAGUAAUUAAAGUGUAACUUGUUCAUUAAAGUUUGACACAAACAAAAGUGGCAAAACUAUGGGUUAUGUGUGCUCUGUCAAGGACUGUUUCUCUGCUUUUGUUGAACUGAUUAAACAAACGACAUUAAUUAGUGAACAAUAAAAGCAGGAUUAGUCAGGCAUGCUGUCUCUUUCUUUUACCUGCUAAGCUAUGCUAGCCAUCUUCUGGCUCCGGCUUCACAUAUAACUUACAGACAUUAGAGAAAAGGAAAAAUAAUGAGUUUAUUUACUGCUUCAUACAAGAAUCUGCUUGCUAGCUGAUCAUAGUGUUGCUGUCCUAUUUGCCUGUUGAGGUGUCCAGUACACAAAGCCAAUUGUUAUAUCUUGAAUGUGGCUAUUGUUAGUGCACAUCCACUUGAGAACAUCAGCCACAGUUGCUAGGAGAAUUGUGACGUAGCCCCAGAGCAUUUACACAGAUAUCCAGAAUGAGAGUAAUGACGUGCUGAACUUGUCGGUCCUGAUUGGAGGAUUACUCCUUUAGUGUCUCAUGUUUCCAAUAGCCCCGGUGUAGCAAAUUGAGCCUUAACUUGUGAAACUAGGAAUUAAAACUUGCUGGAUAUUUCAAGGCACGUAAACUGGUGUGUCCCCCCUCCCCAUCUACUCGGCAGUCACCAUUUACAUUGAUGUGGGGAUUUUCCUGGUGCGAGCAGCAUUCAUUAUUUCUACAUUUCAGAGGACUAAUGCAAUCACAGUUUCUCUGCCAUCUUUGUAUUUCUUCUAAUGGAGUAAUAAAUGACUCUUCUGUA